UGAAUUUGGCUCUGUUUUGCUGAAUGCGUGGCCAGAUCUUCCAGUAGGAGACUCUUUUGCAUCAUACAUCGAUCACCUUCCUUCCUUCUUUGCGUAUUCAAUACCUGCCACACACCUUCCAUCAUCGGCAGUGGGUGACGAGGGCACGUGCAGUUUGGAUAUAAUCAUUACUACUCAGUCGUUUUGCCUUCCUUCUCAUACAUUUUCCUUAACCUUUUCCCCUUGUUGUUCUUCUCUUUUGUGUUUCUCCCUUCUAACUCGCAAUCAUGAAGUGGGGGAUUGCACUAACAAGCGCCAUCUUGGCAGCCACGACAUCCGCACUGGAUGUUUCUGACUGCUCUUGCGGUUUCGUCGAUGCGGCAAAUGAUCAAGUAUGGACAGAAGCACUGAUCGUCUACUUCAACGAGACCAACACACUACCCGAAGAGUUUGAGACUCUCGAUUUCCAUCACAGAAGAGAAUAUGGUUACAACUCGCUGUAUCGACAGGGAGCCACUCCUGCCAACGCGAUCAUUGGCGACUACUCGGAUGAGAAUGUGAAUGAGCAGGUGAUGCAGCUCUGGAUUGAUCAAGGCACUGGACAACACUACGUCCAAGGUGCUGGUAUCGAGGCCAAGAGACAGGACAUGCAUUUCGGUACUUUCAGAUCCUCAAUGCGUGGACCGGGAAAGAACACUGGUGGUUCCGCAAUGUCAAUGCAGCUCUACCACAACCGCACAUCCUUCAUCGAAGUUGAUAUGUGUAACAUGCAAUAUCCGGAAGACGCAAAGUUCCUGGCUCUCAAGGACGGCGAGUUCCCCGACUACGAAUAUCAGCUCAACUACACCUACUUCGCAAAUGACAAGAAUGCAACCGCCGGUGGUGACCCUUGGGAGUUUGUGGAGAGCAAGAUCGACUGGACUCUGAAGCACGUCAACUGGACCAUCGGUGGAAACAAGACCAGAUCCGAGAAGCGUAGUCGUACUGACUUGAGCGAGCCUUUGCCUCUGAUCUUCAAGCAUUGGUCGAUUGGCGACAAGUACUACAUGGCCGGUCCUCCCAAUCAGCGCAACCAGGCCGAUCUCGCUUGGGUUCGUGCCUUCUUCAACUCAUCCCUGACUACCGAAGCCCAACAGCAAGAUUUUGAUUCCCGCUGCACCAUGGCCGACAUGUGUUCAGUCGAUGACAUUACUCUUCGUGGAUCGAGCCCUUAUCAGCAAGCUGCCCUGGUACCUUACAAGGCACCCCCACAAAGCAAGAGCUGGCGUAUUCCUGCCGGUGCUACCGCUGGUGCAGUCUUCGGUUUCGGUUGUCUCACACUCAUCAACGUUCUCUUCAGAAGAGCACCUUGGAAGCUGUUGCUGAAGAAGAACAGAGGCAAGAAGGUACACGUCGAGCCUGAGCUCAGCUCACCAUCGCCUUUCGUUCAGAAGCUUUUGGGAAUCUCAAUGGACGAAAAGGUUUUGAUUCCUGCGCCUCCACAGACGAAGAAGUCAAGUGUCGGAUUCGUCGAUGUUGCGACACCCGUCGGCGACAAGGACCAGCCUGCUACCGACAACAUGCGCAGAAGAAGUGUCAAGUUCUUCAACCCCUUCGACAAGGAAUCCGGAGACGACUUUGCACACAGACACGAAGAUGCCUACGCAACUGCCACCGAACUUCCCAGAAGCAUGUCCAGCUCUCAGCCCACCGACUGGCGCAGAAAGAGUAUGGCUUACCACGGCAAACUUCCUGAAAUGCUUCCGGAAAGAAGCGAUAUGGCAAGAAAGGUCAGAAAGGCCAGUGUCGCCUUUGCCGAUGACAGCCAUCGUCCUCGCAACCACAGCACAUUCCAGAGUAUCAAGGGUCGCCAAGGCAGCACUGUUAAGGCUAUUGGACACGUUCUCCAGCAUGGUAUGCACGACGCAGAACGCGUUGAGCCCAUCGAGCUGCAAGAAAACCUCAUGCACACCGACUCUGAGGACUCGGAGAAGGGCAAAGUGCACUCUGGAAGAAGAGAGAGCCAUGCAAACUUCGCUGGCGUCGUUAUGCGCGACCCCGAUACCCUCCAGGAUCUCGACCUCUCGCACCAGUCUCCGGAUGCCCGUCGCUCCACUAUUGCCAGGGGCAGGCAGCCCAGUGUGCUCGAGAGAUACCGCGAAAACCAUUUUGCUAGCAUCGGUGGUGUUUCCCAUGUAUCCGGUGUCUCCCAUCCAUCGCGUAGGUCGGUCUCAAUCAAGGACUGGAAUACCCAGGGGUUGCACGAAGUCGACAUGGUUGAUCCUCCUCACGAGUCGCAGAUCAAGACCAAUCGUCGUAUCACUCUUGCCGAGGCUGUUCCCGUCUCAGCCGUUGAUAUGCCCUUGCCCAAGGCAAAGGAGCAUGAAGCUCGUAUCAACUACCUCGCUGGUCUCGUCGCUUUCUCGUCUCUCGGUGUUACUGUUAUCCAUUUCAUGUUGACUUUCAACCCCUACGCCGGUGGUUUGAACUACGGUCAGCACUACAGGAGUGAAUAUUGGGCUCGCUGGACUGUUACUCCUGCUAUUCUCAACCCUAUCUGGCUCGGCCCCUUCUUCGUCACAUCUUGUCGUUUCUUGGCAGCCAGAUAUCUCCGCGACGGAGAUCUGGGUAUGAUUGCCGAGAAGAUGCUUCUCCGUGCACCUCGUCUGAUCUUGCCCUGCGUUAUCGUUGCCGCCAUCGAAUACCUGUUCUAUGAGCUCAACUUUAUGCAAUGGUUGUUGUACCUGCCCUCGAUCACCUGGUCUGAGUGGGCGUUCAUCUCCAACUACGACAACUUCGGCCACUACCUUAACGCCAUGCUGGAACUUAUGUACCUGAUCCCCAACGCCGCACCUCAAGUCGUAUCUCACUACUGUGUCGGUGUCUUGUGGAGUAUUCCUGUUCAGCUUCAGUUCAGUUUCGUCACCCUCUUGGCUGUCGUCAUGAUCCGUGAUAUCAAGACUGGCUGGAAGCGUUUCUGCUUCUACGCUUGGUGUAUUGUCGCUCAUUGGUACUCUUUGAGUUGGGGAUCCUGCUUCUGGGCUGGUUUGAUGCUGGCAGAUGCGCAGGUUACCUACAAGCUCAGCGCAAGAAUUCAGACUCGUCCUGCUCUCUGCUGGGUCUUCUGUAUUGGCUUGUGGAUCUUGGCUUUCGCCAGUGCCGCCAUGACUCUGCUUGAGGACCGUCUUGAUAUCACCACCAUGUCUUCGGAGAGAAACAUCCAUCCUGACAUCUACACUGGCCAGAAGCUUGGUGACACCAUCAGAGGUGGCUAUCCGCUGUACUUUGAGCCUCGUCUCAACACUCUCACUUUCUCCAUUGCCAUGCAAUUGUUGGUCGAGACCAGCACCUGGUUCCAGGCUUUCUUGUCGAUGAAGAUUUGGCAGCCCAUUUUCCCUCACGCCUUCACCAUCUACCUCAUUCACGGUUUCAUCUGGUGGACUCUGGGUGCGUACAUGGUUGUGCUGAUCGGAUCGAGCGGUAUCCCAUACUGGGCCACUCUUCUGUCGACGGCCAUCGUGUGUUACUUUACCCUCGCGUUGACCGUUCUCGCUCUCUCUUUCAUGACCGAGACCAUCACUGCAGCUUGCUGUCGCAACAUUGCCCGCUGGGCCAUGGAGCCCGUGGUGCCCAAGCAACCUACCCUGGAGCCCUUCCCUCGCAACCUCUUCCUCGACCGCACUGCCGAAUCAGCAGCAGCAGCCGAAGCCAAAGACGAAGAAACCGCCGUGGUCGGCAGAGAUUCCAUGGCCAGACGCCCGACCAUCAUCCCCGGCGCCAACAUCGACCCUCUCGCCAGACGUCCAACAAUCGUCGAAGGCGCCAUCCUCAACGACGCCGAAAAGGUCGCUCUCGGCACAACAACAAUGCCCUCGCCGAACCCGCAAGAGCACCAAUUCGAGCGCAGAGGCACUCAUGUGGUUGCCGACUUCGUCAUCGAGGAAGAAGACGAAGCUGACGAGUUGGACCCCAUGGACCCCAAAGCAUCGGCAACAUCGAGUUAUAGAAACUCGAGUACGGCGGGUGGUAGUUCGUCUUCGGGAAGUUCGAGGCAGGCUCCUUGAUCUU
Molecule: messenger RNA, 4026 nt
Organism: Aureobasidium pullulans EXF-150
Lineage: Eukaryota; Fungi; Ascomycota; Dothideomycetes; Dothideales; Saccotheciaceae
Exons: 3
Coding region: 267-4022 (1251 amino acids)
Source: RefSeq, a predicted model, not a curated record